Coturnix japonica (Japanese quail) is the source of this 1600-nucleotide messenger RNA. It is a transcript of the gene AVPR1B, whose product is annotated as arginine vasopressin receptor 1B. Gene Ontology annotation, biological process: G protein-coupled receptor signaling pathway; cellular response to hormone stimulus; regulation of systemic arterial blood pressure by vasopressin. The record is from RefSeq and is a predicted model, not a curated record. Gene Ontology annotation, cellular component: plasma membrane. NCBI's taxonomy places the organism in Eukaryota, Metazoa, Chordata, Aves, Galliformes, Phasianidae. Gene Ontology annotation, molecular function: peptide binding; vasopressin receptor activity.
CAUAGUAUAAAUCCCUGCCCACAGUGCUCACUGUAGGGACUUUGUGUGCUGGGUUCUUUGGUGUCCUGUCUGCUCCUGGAGGGAAAAGGCCAAAGGGAUGCAGGCUCUGUUGCUGUCACCGCACUAAAAGGAAGCGACAAAGAAGAGCUCUCUUUCAAUUGAGAGAUAGAGGUGGAUUGCAAGAUGAGCCGUGCAGGGAGAUAUAAGGAUUUAGGAGUGCUCAGUGCUGCUAAGAUCAAAGGCUGAGCCGGGACUGCUGCACCACUAAAGGAAACCCAAGUGGGUGCACAGGGACAGAGGAGUGGGAUGGAGCCAGAAUGGGGCUGGAACAGCUCUCACAGCACCCAGACCACGCACAGCACAGAGCUGCAGAGCUCCCAGCCCCCAGCAGGGACCCCCAACCAGACCCUGCUGCAGGGCCGGGACGAGCAGCUGGCCAAGGCAGAGGUUGGGGUGCUGGCAGCCAUCCUGUUGGUGGCCACCACGGGCAACCUGGCCGUGCUGCUGGUCGUGUGCCGCCCCGCGAGGAAGCUGAGCCGCAUGCAUCUCUUUGUGCUGCACCUGGCGCUCAGCGAUCUGGGUGUUGCGCUCUUCCAGGUGCUGCCUCAGAUGCUCUGGGAGGUGACGUAUCGUUUUGUAGGGCCGGACUUGCUUUGCAGGGCUGUGAAGUACCUGCAGGUGCUCAGCAUGUUCGCCUCCACCUACAUGCUGAUGGCCAUGACUCUGGAUCGCUAUGUAGCCGUGUGCCACCCUCUCCGUGCCCUGCGCCAGCCCGGCCGCCAGCCCUGUGCCAUGGUUGGGGCUGCGUGGCUGCUCAGCUGCCUGCUCAGCACACCCCAGCUCUUCAUAUUCUCUUUGAGGGAGGUGAAGCCGGGCUCAGGGGUGCUGGAUUGUUGGGCUGACUUUGGUUACCCAUGGGGUGCCCGUGCCUACAUCACCUGGACCACGCUGUGCAUCUUCUUGUUGCCCGUCGGCAUCCUCACCGCCUGCUACAGCCUCAUCUGCAGGGAGAUCUGCAAGAACCUCAAAGGCAAAACUCAGAGCUGCAUCCCCACUUCAGGAGGGCUCCUUGCAGCCUCCCCCAGCGCCCCGUGCUGCAGUCAGAAGGGCUCACAGUGCCCCUCUGGGCAGCCCUCACGUGUCAGCAGCGUGCGCACCAUCUCCCGCGCUAAGAUCCGCACGGUGAAGAUGACGUUUGUCAUCGUGGUGGCCUACGUUGCCUGCUGGGCUCCCUUCUUCAGCAUGCAGAUGUGGUCGGUGUGGGAUGAGGAUGCUCCUGAUGAGGAGUCCGCCGAUGCCGCCUUCACCAUCACCAUGCUGCUGGCCAGCCUCAACAGCUGCUGCAACCCCUGGAUCUACAUGUUCUUCAGCGGGCACCCACUGCAGGACGUGGCACGUUGCUUAGCCCUGUGGGGCUGCCCCCCAUCAGCCCCACGCAGGCAGGGCUCAGCUGGCAGCCUGUGCAGCAGGAGGACCACCAUCCUCAUCCACAGCCUCAAUGCUGCCAUCCCAAUGCACAGGGGCAGUGGCACAGACCUCAGCCCCCCGGAGGAGGAGGUGGUGACAGAAUCGGGCACGCUGUAGGCUGUGAUGCUGCUGU